AUGCUUAGUUGACUCAACCUCCCUCAGCUUCUUCUCUAUUAGUAUAACUAUAUAUAGCUUCUCUUCUGAGUCCACCAGCAAUACCAGAGAUGGGAAACAUGAAGUGCAUGAAGAGGAGGUCCAACACCAUCAUCUUGGUUCCAUAUCCAGCACAGGGACAUGUUACUCCCAUGCUCAAGUUAGCCUCCGCCUUCCUCCACCGCGGCUUUAAUCCGGUGCUGGUCACACCGGACUACAUUCACCGCCAGAUUGUCCCCAAGCUCGAAUCCAAUGAAAUUGAGUGCAUGCCAAUCCCGGAAGGGUUGGACAAGGACACCCCGAGGGACUUCUUCGCCAUCGAGAAGGCCAUGGAGAACAACAUGCCUGUUCAUCUAGAGAAGCUUGUUCAUCAGCUUCAACAAGAUGGAGGAGUAGUCGUGUGCAUAGUCAUUGAUUUGCUUGCGUCGUGGGCUAUAGAAGUAGCCAACCGAUGCCGGGUUCCAGCGGCCGGAUUCUGGCCGGCCAUGCUGGCGACGUACCGGCUGAUCGGAGCCAUUCCGGAGAUGGUCAGGACAGGUCUCAUCACUGAUGCAGGGUUUCCAAAGCAAUUAGGUGGUACAUGCUGCUUACCUAAUCAACCCAUGCUAUCAAGUGAAGAGCUUCCAUGGUUGAUAGGCACUCCAGCAGCAAGAAAAGCAAGAUUCAGAUUUUGGACUAGAACCCUAGAGAGAUCAGAAUCCCUCCAAUGGCUCCUUGUCAAUUCAUUCCCAAAUGAACAUUGCUUGGACGAUAAGCAAUCACAACAUCAACAAUUUGAUCUGAAUCAAACCAAAAUCCAACCUCAAUUGCAAGCUUUCCCUAUUGGUCCCUUGAGCAAGCUCACAGCCACCAAGAACCCUAGCUUUUGGGAAGAAGACACAACCUGCUUAAGCUGGCUUGACAAGCAGCAACCCAACACUGUGAUUUACAUCUCCUUUGGGAGUUGGGUUAAUCCCAUUGGAGAAGCUAAGGUUAAAAGCUUGGCAUUGGCACUUGAAGCCUUGGGGAAGCCAUUCAUUUGGGUAUUGGGGUCUUCAUGGCGUGAGGGAUUACCAGUUGGGUACUUAGAAAAGGUAUCAAGGACAGGCAAAGUUGUGUCUUGGGCACCACAAAUGGAGGUCUUGAAGCACAAAGCAGUUGGGUGUUAUUUGACACAUUGUGGGUGGAAUUCAACAAUGGAGGCCAUUCAGUGCCAAAAGAGACUCUUGUGCUAUCCUGUGGCUGGUGACCAGUUUGUGAAUUGUGGCUACAUUGUAGAUUUGUGGAGAAUUGGGGUGAGAUUGGGUGGGUUUGGGGAGAAGGAUGUUGAGGAAGGAUUGAAGAAGGUGAUGGAGGAGGAUGAGAUGGGGAAUAGGUUGAGGAAGUUGAGUGAGAGAACUACGGGAGAGGAGGCUAGUUCUAGAGCUGUGUCUAAUCUCACGGCCUUCAUUGAUCAACUUAAGAUGUUCACAGUUGGAUAUUCUAAUGGUGUUUAUGGCUAUGAUCUGUAG
Molecule: messenger RNA, 1508 nt
Organism: Fragaria vesca subsp. vesca
Lineage: Eukaryota; Viridiplantae; Streptophyta; Magnoliopsida; Rosales; Rosaceae
Product: UDP-glycosyltransferase 82A1-like
Exons: 2
Coding region: 90-1508 (472 amino acids)
Molecular function (GO): UDP-glycosyltransferase activity
Source: RefSeq, a predicted model, not a curated record